Messenger RNA from Phalacrocorax carbo (great cormorant), 2904 nucleotides. The record is from RefSeq and is a predicted model, not a curated record. NCBI's taxonomy places the organism in Eukaryota, Metazoa, Chordata, Aves, Suliformes, Phalacrocoracidae.
GAACUUCAACAAGUAUAAUAUACUGUCCCCAUUGAUAUGUGCUUUCUUGAAUUUUCUUUACAACCCUUGCCAAGUCAUUUCCCCUCUCAAAAUCUUGAAUCUUGGCUGACUGCCCACAGGCAAGGAACAAAGAAUUUCUGUUUUUAAAUAGUUGGUUUAUUUUAAAAGCAUUCACUGACAGUAGUAGGCAAAAUAAAGGGGGGAGGGGGCACUGAAAAAAAAGUCAGGAUGCUUUAAUAUGUACCAAAAAGUACUUCAGCAGAUUCCUUAGACAUAACGCACAGUAAAAACAUUUGUUGGCAGAAAGUAUAAAAUAAAAACAAUGCAAUUAGGAUUACAUGCAUUCAAAAUAGAAACAAGUCAACAGUAUUUCUAAAAUACUGAAAUACAAAAGGUAAUCUAGUGUUUGGGCACUCAGAUGAUUUUAUACCAGAGACACUGUAAACUUGAUGCGUGGGUUUCAAGUCUAAAGCAAUAUGUUUUUGCUUUCAACUUGAAGUCUAGCUAGCAAACAAAAUAGUUGUGUGCUGUUUUUAGAAGCCUGUAGGAGGUAAAACUCUUCCUGGUUUAAGAUAUGUUUGAGGUAGUCUCAGCAGCGACAAUAUCUGCCUGCUUGGUGAGCUGUGACUUUUGUUGUCCUAGAUAUCCUUUGGCUGCAUUGAGAGACAGGGACUGGCUGGAGCACACAAGGAGAUUUUUCUUCUUUCUUUGUUGCAGCACUGUAGAAGAAUAGGUAUUCUUGUACAGAGCUCCCUGAAGAUGUCUGGCUUACAUUGCUUCAAACUGUCUGGACACUUGCUGUUUAACUGCUGAAGCUUUCCUACCAUUUGUUUUUUUCCUGAAGCCUUAAUCUAUUGAGGGAUCAGAAUUGCCUGCUAUGGAAUCAAGACCAACCAAAACAUGAGAAGAUGUAUUCAAGACGAUACAGACAGAAAAUUUUUCACUUCAUAGAAAUCUUAUUUUUAUUUAAUAUGUGAUACAAUUUUACAAAGCCAAGUUCAAUUACUUAUUCUGAAAUUAAGACACACCUGUGGCCUUCAUCAGAAAUGUUUCUAACAUUUUCAAGAAAAAAUAUGUCCCAGAAACUGAGUAUGUUUUUACUAGUUUUCGGAAUUAUUUGGGGUUUGAUGUUGCUACGCUACACUUUCCAGUAUCCAAGACGACAAAGUAGUGCCGAGCUGCGUGGACAGAUACUAGAUCUAAGUAAAAGAUAUGUCAAAGCACUGGCAGAAGAAAAUAAAAAUUUAAUGAAUGGUGGCGGUGGAGCCUCUAUGGCAGGAUAUGCUGACCUUAAGAGAACAAUUGCUGUUCUUCUGGAUGACAUCUUACAACGCCUUGUGAAAUUGGAAAACAAAGUUGAUUACAUCGUUGUCAAUGGCUCAGCAACAAAUACUACUAAUGGAACUAGCAAUCAGGUGCCAGUAACUUCAAAUAAACGUGUAAAACCAGCAAGCAACAUUAGAUAGCAAACAGGGCCACUUUGUGUUGCUACAUCUGUGAUAGGUAAUAUUUAAGAUAAGCUUUUUAUCUCUGGCUAGGGCAAAGCAGUAGCUGACUCUAAAAAGCAUAAACUAUUCUAUUAUACAAUGUGCUGGAUCUCUAUACGCCUAACACAUGUCCAUAGGUUCUCAAAACAUUAUUUCAUUGCCUUUGAGCAGUACUUCUGAAGUGAUCUUUGUUGUCUUUAAAGGUAUUUUGAUAUGAUUUGAUGUAGUAUGCCAUUGGGUAAUAACAAUAAAUGGAAGGCGAUGGGGAACUUAUAGGUAGGUUUCUAAAUAUAUUUAUUUAAGCAUAAAUAUAACAUAUCUUUUGGAUAGGUGAGCAGUGUUGUAGCUUACUCAUUUUUUGUGAUCUGCGUUAAGCUGAGGUAACUGAGGAAAACGCAUUGUUAAACAGAUGUUAGAAAAUGCGUAUACUUAUAAUAUUUUGCUACUUAUUUACUAAAAUGAUCUUAAAUUAAGGAUAGCAUUGGCAGUAAUAUUUUAAAAUUGUGACCCAAAGAAUGUCUUUAUUUGCACUAUCUGUCAGAAUAGCUAGAGAGAAUUUACUGUAUAUUUAAGAAAAUUAAUUAUAAUAGGAAAACAUCCUAGGUAGUAACACUGUCCAGGUGUAUCUUUAUGCCAGAGUUAGGGCAGUUAGAUUAUCAAAAGUAAGCUGUAAUCUGUGAUAUGUUAGAUGAUUAUUUCUUACAAAGAUAUUUAAGUGUAUGUAUUUUGUAAUUGCAGAUAAUUUAAGUGAUGGAAAUAAGUUUUGGAUAUGUGAAUACUGUUUAUUUUUAUUCAUUGCUGUUUCUUUUUAACUUUUUAGUACCUUGUAAUUUGUGAUGAGUAUAGCACACCAUCUCCCUGAAUUGCUUUUUUGAUCAGGAGGAAAAGCAAUGAAGGGAAACAAGGCAUCUCUGCAUUUAACACAGAUAUAUGUGCUAAGGGUGUCUUAUCAUGGAAUAUUUGAGAGCUAAGGUAAUGUUUGCCUUAUGCCUAAGUUAGCCUUACAGCAAAGUGAAUUGCAGUGGGGAUGCACUGUAUUUCAAAAUGUUACUGAAGUCAUAUUAAAGUGCCACUGAGCCUAUUUUUUAAAAUGUACUGAAUGUUUGGGGAGGGAAGGGAGGGGUAUGUUCAGGGACUUUUGCCGAAAGUGUGCUGUGAGUGGGUUUUUUGGGGGUGGGUGGGGCUGGUCUAAGGAAUUAAGGAAAAAAACCCACCAGUGAAACCGGAGGUGCUGGAUGAUAUACCGUCCAAAGUUAAGUGUUUUUUCUUUUCUUCUAUUUCUCUGCUGAUAUUCUGGACUGUUAUAAAGGAAAAAUACACUUACAACCUUAGUAUCCAGAUGAUUUUUUUUUUCUGUCAUGUGUGUAAACCUGUACUCACUUCAAUGCAGAAAGAGAAAAAUAAAUUUUUAAUUGUA